Messenger RNA from Trifolium pratense (red clover), 1946 nucleotides. Its product is annotated as F-box only protein 8-like. Gene Ontology annotation, molecular function: protein binding. The transcript has a single exon. Bases 196 to 1458 code for a protein of 420 amino acids. NCBI's taxonomy places the organism in Eukaryota, Viridiplantae, Streptophyta, Magnoliopsida, Fabales, Fabaceae. The record is from RefSeq and is a predicted model, not a curated record.
UAUUGUUUUUACUCAAAUAGAUUUGUUUGUUAUUAAAAUAAAAAGAUAGCUUCAUUUAUUGCAAAAAAAAAAAAAGAUAGCGUCAUAAUAAAGCAGACUCUGAAGUAACUAAAGAGAAAACCCUGUGUCUCUGUUCCUCUGCGACAGUGCUGCUAGGUUACACCUUUUUCUUCUAUUUUUCUUUCUUCAUUGCAGAUGGAAGAGAUAUUCAAUGUUCAGGUUAGCAAUCAUAUACCCGAUGAUAUUGUUUUCUCUAUUCUUUCCAAACUUUCUCUCAAAUCUUUUAAACGAUUUGAAUGUGUACGUAAAUCAUGGUCUCUUUUAUUUGAUAACCCUUAUUUCAUUACUAUGUACCGCAACCAUCUCUUAACUAAAUAUUGCUCUUAUUACGAUGAUCAUCAUACAACUCUCCUUCUACAUAUGAUACAAGUUCCUGAAGAUGAAGACGAACAAUUGUGGAACGGAAUUGGUGAUGUUUUCUACUCUCUUUCCGGAGACAAGUUUGAUGAUAUAGUACAAAUAGAUGGACCAAAGGCUAUCAAAUUUGAUGAUUUUUUGGAGUAUGGCGAUCAUCAUUAUGACGACGAGGAGGAGGACGGGGAUGAUAAUGGUUUCGAUAUUUUGUAUCCGAUUAGUUAUAAUGGCACUCUUAAUCUAAGACGUGAUGAUUUCUACGGAAAAGAGAAUGUUAUACUAUGGAACUUAAUCGGCGAUGAUUUCAUGGCCAUUCCUUCGCAUGAGAAUAGUCAUUUAUGGGAUUUUUCGGCUCAUCAUUAUCAAAUUGGUUAUGAUCGUGUUAAAGAUGACUAUAAGAUUAUUCGGUGCACACAUUAUUAUCCAAAAGAUGUCUCUUCUUCUUGUGGGAUGUCUUCCGGACACUUUUGGGAGAUGUAUAGCUUAAGCAGUAACUCUUGGAAGAAAAUUGAUGUCGAGAUGCCUCAUUCUCGUUGGAGCCGUGAGCAAGUGUAUAUGGAUGGUGUGUUUCAUUGGUGGGAUAAAAAUGAAACACAUACAUGUUUGGUGUCAUUUGACUUCUGCAAAGAAUCUUUCAUUGUAACACCCAUACCCGUAGAUGAUAGUUUUGAUUCUAAUUUGGUCCGGAGGCACUUGAUGGUAUUGAAUGGAUCUAUUGCUUUUAUGUUAAAUUAUACUGAGGCAUCUAUAUUUCACAUUUCAAUUUUGGGUGAACUCGGUAUAAAGGAAUCUUGGACUAAGCUUUUCAUUAUUGGGCCCUUACCAUGCCUUGAGUAUCCUAUUGGAGCGGGGAAGAAAGGCAAUAUACUGUUCAGAAAAAAAGACGGUGAACUAGCCUGGUUUGAUUUAAGUACCGGGAUGAUUGUUGACAUUGGUGUUAAAACGCAGACAAAUGAUUACAAGAUGUUAUUCCACAAAGAAAGCCUUCCAAUUGAAGGAAUAUAUACAAAUUUUUCUUCUUGUUUUCAUCCAAGAGAUCUAUGAUUAAAGCUAUUAGUCUUUCUAUCUGCAAACUGAUAUGGUGUCUAUUUCAAUCGUAAGAAUGGUGUUUUGCCUCUACUCGCCUUCGGUUUUAUGUAGAAAUAGUUUAGUUUUGGUAAGGAUGAUAAUCUAAUUAGCAACAUAUCUUUGUUUGAAUAUCUAUGCUUCAUUUUGUGCUUCAUUUUGUGCUUCAUUUUUUUCUUAUAUGUUCCAAAUUAGCUGAUAAAAUCAAAGCAUACCAGAACAAAAGGUAGAAUUUCAAAUGCACAAAAAAUUGUGUGCAAGUAAGAAUGGUUUAUAAGUAGAGCUUUUCUGUUUAGCUGCUGAUCAAUUACAAAUGAGUACUUUCUCCACUGAGAUGUUUUGGUAAACAAGAGUUGAUUAUUUGCUUUGUAUAGUGAGAGAAAAGUUGCAGAGAGUGAGAGAACAUUGAAUCUGAUUUUGUAUUUUUGUCUCAAUGAUUUGAAUAUUACAAAGGCUAUAUUAUUAUA